Daphnia magna is the source of this 1422-nucleotide messenger RNA. Its product is annotated as protein ABHD11. Gene Ontology annotation, cellular component: mitochondrion. Lineage: Eukaryota; Metazoa; Arthropoda; Branchiopoda; Diplostraca; Daphniidae. Bases 273 to 1235 code for a protein of 320 amino acids. The transcript has 8 exons. The record is from RefSeq and is a predicted model, not a curated record. Gene Ontology annotation, molecular function: catalytic activity.
AUAAUCUUUUUGAGAGCGUUAUCAAAUAAGAUAGGCCUACUCAAACAACCAUAAGAAAGACUUUGUACUAUCCUUUGUCUCCGGAGAGGUAGGCAGGUUUGACAAGACAGAAACCACAAGAUGUCAGAAAGGAAAUUUAUAACCCCAAAUUUGUUAAAAAUAGGUAUAACCCUUUAAAGUAUCAAGUAUGUAGUGAUCUGCCAGUUCGUCAAGUAAAUUAAAGUUCUCUAGGAUGUAAACAUUGUUAACUUGAAGUCACUACGUGUGUCCAAAUGGCAAAUUCUUUUCAAACACAAAUGUUUCGUCAUAUCCAAGUUUUCUUUAAGAACAAACCGGCGAAAUCUAUUCUUUCCCCUGAAUCAUUUACCGUAAAGAACACAAGGUGUAUACAGUCAACCGCUACACGAUGGAAUGGACCUGUGAAACUUGCCUACACCUCAUAUGAAGGAACAAAUUCCUAUAUUGUACCACCCAGUACUGCCACACCUAUUAUUAUACAGCAUGGGCUGCUGGGAUCAAGAAAAAAUUGGGCAUCUCUGGGCAAAGCUAUUCACAGUAAGACUGGCAAAAAGGUCAUUGUUCCUGAUGCAAGAAAUCACGGUGACAGCCCUCAUAGCAGCAUACUUGACUAUGAAGUCUUAUCCAAAGAUUUAGUUAAAUUAAUGGAAGAUUUAGAAAUACCAAAAGCCAUCAUGGUUGGCCAUUCAAUGGGAGGAAGAGCAAUGAUGAAGCUUGCAUUGAACAAGCCAUCUUUAGUUGACAAACUUGUGGUUGUUGAUAUAUCUCCUGUCAAUGUUAGCCCUGGGGCAAAGUUAAUGACUGAGUUCUUGACUUUGAUGGAACACAUAAAUUUAGGAGACCAACUAAAGCGUGCUACUGCCCGAAAAAUAGUUGACGAACAGCUGCAAGUCGUCGUUAAAGACAGUCUGUUGAGGCAGUUUCUUCUAACAAAUCUUGUGGAGGAUAAUGGGAGAUACCGCUGGCGCGUUAAUCUUAAAUCGAUCAUUCAAAAUUUGCCAAACAUAAUUGGGCAUUUCCCUUCAAAAGAUGAAAAUUAUAUUGGUCCCACACUUUUCAUUGCAGGAGAAAAAUCGGACUACGUCAAACCGGCAGACCAUAACGCAAUAAGAACGAUAUUUCCCAGUGCCGAAUUUCAAUAUAUCACUGGUGCUGGUCACUGGGUUCAUGCUGAAAAACCAACUCAGUUUCUGGAGGUCCUUCUCAAAUUUAUUUAGGAGAAGGAUUAACCCCCCACCCAAAGAAAAAUGUUGGGUUGGAUCCCUAGGUUGGAUCCCUAUUUCCCUACUCCAUAAUCCCUUUGGGAGAUCCAAGCAGAAACACGUGGUCGGCAACCUCGGCACUGAUCUAGAAUUCUAGAUUCGUUGAUAUUCCUAAAUAAAAUUAACUGCCUUAGUAAAACAA